Trametes versicolor FP-101664 SS1 is the source of this 2019-nucleotide messenger RNA. RefSeq lists its product as uncharacterized. The transcript has 8 exons. NCBI's taxonomy places the organism in Eukaryota, Fungi, Basidiomycota, Agaricomycetes, Polyporales, Polyporaceae. Bases 49 to 1614 code for a protein of 521 amino acids. The record is from RefSeq and is a predicted model, not a curated record. Gene Ontology annotation, biological process: carbohydrate metabolic process.
GCCAGCCAGUACUCUCGCGGUCUCUCCUUCCCUCCCCCGCCGUCCGCCAUGGUGUCCUCCACCCUGCUCGCGGCGUUCCUCCCCCUCCUCGGCUUUGUUCUCGCCCAGGAUGGGUCCAUCACCGGCCCCACCUCGUCAGCAGCAGCCGCGGGCUACUCCUGCGACGCGACCAAGUGCAAGCUCCCCGAUUGCAACUGCGCGAGCACAGAUCCUCCUGGUGGCCUUAAGCCCGAGGACACGCCCAUGUUCGUUGUCUUUACCGCCGACGAUGCCGUACAGAGCUACACCCUUGAUGCCGUCAACCAAUUCCUCGCGCAACGCAAGAACCCUAAUGGAUGCCAGCCCAAGAUGACCUACUACACGUCGCUCAAUUUCACUAACUACACGCUCGUCACCGACUGGUAUGUAGCCGGCAACGAGAUCGCAGACCACACAAUGACACACGUCGGCACGCCCCCCGAGAACGAGGUCUCAGGCAAUCUCGUCGCCCUGAACCAGCUUGCCGGCAUUCCGCUCAAGUCCAUCCAGGGCUUCCGCGCUCCGUUCCUCAACUACUCCGUCGACACGCUCAAAAUGCUCGCUAGCCUCGGCUUCACAUACGACUCGUCCGCCAGUGCCUCCGUUCCCGUCACCGACGACGGCACGGACGCGUUCUGGCCGUACUCGCUCGAUUACGGCAUGGCGAACGACUGUCUGGCGGUCGACGGCCUCUGCAAGGGCGAGCCCAAGCUCCCCGGCUUCUGGGAGCUUCCCAUGUACGCGCUCUUCGACAACCGCGGCGUCGACGGACCGCAUCUUAUGGACCCUUGGCUGGACGCGGCGAACGGCGAGACUGCCGUCAACGACACUGCGACUCUCGAGUACCUCAAGAGCACGUUCACCGCGCACUACAACGGCAAGCGGCAGCCACUCGGUCUGUACACGCACCCCAUCCACGUUUCUCGCUCCGUCCCGGGAACGACCGUUACCAACUCUACAAUCAACAUGAUCAACUCGUUCCUCGACUGGGCACAGGAACAGCCUAACACCUGGAUCGUGUCUUCCAUUCAGCUGCUCGAGUGGGUCCGCAACCCCGUCCCAAUCUCGCAGCUCGACUCGUUCGACCCGCUCAAGUGCUCAACGCCCUCGGUCGACUCUUCGUUGAAGAUCUGCAACGGUAUUCCCCAGAACGAGAACGGUCUCUUGGCGCACUGCGCGUUCCCCGACUUCCCCUUCUACACUUGCUACGGUUGUCCGCAGGAGCCCCCUUCACCUGCACAGCCCGCCCCGCCGCAAGCGACUGAGAGCGGUGGACAGACGCGCUUCCGUCUCGCCGCCAACUGCUCGACGCCGUUCUGGGACCCGAUCAAGGGCGAGUGCAUCUGCAACUCCGCAACCUGCGCGUUCACGGACCAGUCGCGCCCGAUCGGGCCCAACGGCGCGAACCUCACCGGCGACCAGGUCUCGUCCUCGGGCGACAGCUCCAGCGCGUCCGCGACGUCGAACCCGUACGUGCCGUUCAACGGCAACGGUGCGGCCGGGCUCGCGGCGCUCCCUGCGGGCGUGUGGGCUGCAACCUUUGUUGGUGUUGUCGGCGCGCUCGCGGGCGCGUAUGGCGCGGUGGCGCGGUUCUGAGUCGGUCAUCGAAGAGAGAAGAGACAGUGUGUGCUUCUGCUUGAACUCGUCAGCCGGCCCGCGCGGACUGGACUGCGGCUCUCGUUAACGGACUUUCACGACCCCAUCCCCCUACUCCCUAGUGCCCCGCCGCGCGCGCACGCACCUAUCUACUUGCGCCCCUACCCACUUAUCUACACCUCGCUACUUACUUAUUAGUCGUCGCACACCAUUACGGAUCCACGGACACUGCAUCGCACGCACGCCCCCUCGCGCUCGUCUCCCGCCCUCUCAUUGGUUGGGGGGCGGGGACAGACGGCGCUGAAUCGAACCCUACCCACAUACCGCACAGUACUAGCCCGCCACUCGCUCGCUUGUCUUCUCCCAGGUCGUGUCUUAGUUAUACGAACUGUCUAAUGGAUAUUC